UCUCGAGGGUUAAUACUAAAAUAGACAGUACAAGCACGACGACAAUCUGGACAAGAGACAACAACCGAGCGAGCAAUAGAAUGAAUUAAGCUAAAUCGACAUCUGAAGGCUUCUGCAUGCUGUGCUCUCAGUUUCCUACCAGUGCCCUCCUCCUUGCCCUCAGCCCUGUCGUGAGGCUCAGGUGCCAUGGCCGAGGCGGGUGCUGCGGCCAGGCUGAAGGACAAGCUGACCUGUCCCAGCUGCCUGGACAUUUACAGGAACCCCGUGUCCCUGGGGUGUGGUCAGAGCUUCUGCAAGGAGUUCAUCCAGAAGGAACAGAAAUGCCAGCAGGGCCCUUCCAAGUGCCCACUCUGCCUUUACCCCACAGGCCCCACCGGGGAGCUGAAGCCCAACUUCCAUCUCCGCAACAUAGUGGAGAACUUUUUGGAUGCUUCUGUUCAUCAAGGGGAGGAAAAGCAGAAAGUGCAAUGCAAACAGAAGGAGGAAAGUUUGGGGCAGCAAGCAGAGGUGAUCCUGCAGGAGCCCCAUCCGGCCAUGAAGACUUGCCUGACCUGCAAGGCCUCCCUGUGCCAAGCCCACCUGAGCAAGCACAGCACAAAGAACACCCAGAAAAACCACGUCCUGGUGGAGCCCUGUGGUGCCCAGGUUUUGGCUGAGAGGAAAUGCCCCCAGCACGGCAAAUUGCUGGAAUGCUACUGCAAGAAGGACAAGGUCUGCAUUUGCAUGCUAUGCUCUGUCCUCAACUCCCACAGGGACCACAAGACCAUCAGUGUAGAGGAGGUCCCUGGCCAAGCACAGCGUGCCUUUCUCGAAACUCUAAAAGAGGUGAAAAACUAUGAAGCUGCACUGGAUCGAAGCAUAGGAAACCUGCUGAAACAAGCCUCUGCAAAGGAGUUCUUUAGAGUACAAACAACGCUUGAAAAAUAA
This is a messenger RNA of Corapipo altera (White-ruffed manakin), 927 nucleotides long. Its product is annotated as tripartite motif-containing protein 30A-like. The record is from RefSeq and is a predicted model, not a curated record. Gene Ontology annotation, molecular function: zinc ion binding. NCBI's taxonomy places the organism in Eukaryota, Metazoa, Chordata, Aves, Passeriformes, Pipridae.